This is a messenger RNA of Kockovaella imperatae, 3474 nucleotides long. Its product is annotated as Pep3/Vps18/deep orange family-domain-containing protein. Gene Ontology annotation, cellular component: endosome; HOPS complex. The coding region runs from base 1 to 3474 and encodes 1157 amino acids. The record is from RefSeq and is a predicted model, not a curated record. Gene Ontology annotation, molecular function: protein-macromolecule adaptor activity. The transcript has 11 exons. NCBI's taxonomy places the organism in Eukaryota, Fungi, Basidiomycota, Tremellomycetes, Tremellales, Cuniculitremaceae. Gene Ontology annotation, biological process: endosome organization; vacuole organization; intracellular protein transport.
AUGCACUUAACAGUCGUGGAACGAGCUGCCGGGCCGUCUACUGGCGCUAGGCAUACCGUCAAUGGCAUCUCCAGUCGGACAACAACAACGGCGCCAUUGGGCAUAUCAGAUGUCGAGUAUGAAGGCUUUGAAAAGGACGAGGGCCAUUUAGCUACGCAGGAUGACAGUGUGGUGCAGACUAUGGAAACCGGCUUCAUUCCUUCCGCUCGGUUGACCAACUCUGCCCUCCCACCCCUCUUCUCUCUGUCACUAGUCCAAUAUACGCCCCCAUCCUCGCUCAUUUGCUUGACAGCCGCCAACAAUGUCCUCUUUCUGGCUGCUGCUCCAUUGACCAUCAUCAUUAUCGAUCUCGACAAACCAGAUGAGCUAGUCACGGUCGACCUUCCUCGGCCAGCUCAGGAGAAAGGGCAAACCACUCCCUCGCCCAGUCCAGUAAUCAAGAGUCUUUUCGUCGAUCCGCGAGCACGUCAUCUGCUCAUCACAACCACUACUGGCGAUACCUUCUACCUCCCCAUCAGCCCUGGCAAUCCUGCUGUUCAAUCACGACGAGCGAGACCAUUACGUUUGCGUCAAACCAUCACUUCGGUAGCUUGGUCGCCCUAUGCUGGAUCCACAGACCCUUCUGGAGGGGAUCACACACCUUCAAAGAACGAUCAAGUCACUCCGCCUAGUACCGACAUUCUCCUAGGAACACUCAGCGGUCAAAUAUUGUCUAUGCCACUACCGCCGCAGGACGACAUCUUCAAAUCCGUCUCGAUAUCCAUGACGAAGCCGCUGGAGAGAGAUCUACAAUCUGUGUAUUCGGUUCCAGAUGGCCGACCAGUCACUGGACUCGCCUUUGGCUUUUGGCCAAGUACAGAAACGUCUAGAGGCACAAAAGCCCGGAGAGCUUGGACCGUCAUCACGACACAAGAGAGGAUAUACGAGCUUCAAGGGGAGGUCGGCACGGCGCAUGUUGGUGGAAAAACCGGCGGCUGGGCGGAAGAGCUCUUCAAACCGUUCAGGGAAGGAACUCCAAGCUUCCAAGAGCUGCCGGGUCAGGUCCCAAACUCUCAGCUUUGCCUGUACAGCGAUUCAACGGAGCACACUGCUCGAUCAUCUCUUCCGUCUCCAUCUGCCAUGGCUUGGUUGACAGCUCCUGGCCUCUAUGCAUCUGUUCUCACACCCUUACCAACGGCAAAGAUCCUCGUUCGGCCUUCUCUCUUGCGGUACCCGUCCGUGGAUGAUGGACCUAAACAAGGUUCUUCAAUCUUUCAGCGCGGCUCAGCCAACUCCCCCGGUCAGCAACCGAUACCUUUGGCAGUGACCAUCACAAAGUGGCACUGGUUGCUGUUAUAUUCAGAUCGGAUUGUUGGAGUAUCUCGCGAGACUGAGAAAGUAGUCUACAAUGAAGCUAUCCCAGUGGCCUCGGGGGAGAAUGUGAUCGGAUUGUCGUCGGAUCCUGCGCAUGGCACAUAUUGGGUGUCGACCGAUCGCUCAAUAUUCGAGGUCCUGAUCCAGGACGAAGACCGAGAUGUAUGGCGCGCAAAAUUGGAGAAGGGCGAAUUUCAGGAUGCGCAUCAUUAUGCGAAGACCCCCGCACAGAAAGACAUUGUCUUAUCCAGAGAAGCCGAUAGCCUCUUCGAGCAAGGGAAGUACAUCCUGGCCGCCCAGACGUACGCGAAAAGCACCAGAAGCUUUGAAUUUGUGGCUCUACGUUUCGUUGAUUCGGAUGAACGGGACCCUUUGCGGAUAUAUCUAUCCGAAAAGCUCAAUCGUCUAGAUAAGAAGCUUCGUACACAGCGGAUGAUGCUGGCGACUUGGCUGGUGGAAAUAUACCUAAGCAAAUGCAAUACGCUUGAGGAUAUUGUCGCGGCAGAGUCGGCCACGUCGGAUGUCGAGAGCUUGACCAUCGAGCGGCAAAUGAUGGAGGAGGACAUGCGGAAUUUCAUUACAACCUACCAGAAUGACUUGGAACCAAAGGUCGUGUACGAACUGAUCAUGGGUCACGGGCGUACAGAUCUAUACUUGUUCUACUGUAACCUAAUGAAAGACUACGAAAAGGUAAUCGAGCAUUGGAUAGAAGAGCAGGAAUGGGCAAAAGCCAUCGAUGUCCUUAAUCGCCAGGACUCGCUCGAACCAUAUUAUCGCUUCGCCUCCGUUCUGAUACGUCACGCUCCGAGACCCACAGUCGAUUCAUGGUGCCGCCGGUCCAAGCUCGUCCCUAGGAAGCUCAUCCCCGCUAUACUGCAAUACAAGCGGUCUCCCAACCAGGAUUUGUCAUCAGAUCAAGCGAUCAGAUAUCUUACUUACCUGGUCAAUGAUCUCGGCUCGACAGAGACUAUCGUGUACAACCUCUUGAUUACGCUGUACGCGACCGACUCGGACCCAGAUGACGCUCAUCUUCUACGAUUCCUGACAACAUGUCCUGAUAAUCCCCUCACGGAAGCUCCUUAUUACGAUCUCGACUAUGCUUUGCGGCUUUGUCGACAGCGUAACAGAAUCCAGCCGUGCAUCCACAUUUACUCUAAGAUGGGAAUGUACGAGAACAGCGUGGACUUGGCAUUGCAGCGCGGAGACUUGGAGCUGGCCAAGGCAAAUGCGGAUCGUCCGGAAGGCGAUGACGUGUUGAGAAAGAAGCUUUGGCUCAAGGUAGCUAAAUACGUUGUCCAGGAGCGGAAGGAUAUCAAGAGCGCGAUGAAAUUUCUCGAGUCAACUGAUCUGGUGAAAAUCGAGGACAUCCUACCUUUCUUCCCGGAUUUCGUGGUGAUAGACGACUUCAAAGCCGAAAUCUGCACUGCUCUUGAGGAAUACUCUGCCAAAAUUGAAGAGCUCAAGGCAGAAAUGGAGGACGCCACUGCCUCUGCAGAUUCCAUCAAGCGAGAUAUCGAAGGUCUACGGAAUAGAUUUGUCACCGUCGAACAGGGAGACAAAUGCUGGAAAUGCGGAUUGCCCCUGCUCACAAGGCAAUUCUACGUUUUUCCCUGUCAGCACUCUUUCCAUGCUGAUUGUCUGAUAUCAAUGGCUAUGGAAACUCUCCCCUCUGCUACAUUGCGCCGCAUAUUGCAGCUGCAAAAUGAGCUGGUCGUUCCGCCGGGAGAAGCAGGCGCGAGACCCCUACUCUCCGCAUCGCAUGCUGCUGUGGGAUCUGGCUCCGGGACGCCACGGAAAUCAGGGACACAAAUAACGUCUGGCUCAGCAGCCACAGAUCUCUUGUUAGGCGUGACAGGUCGCAACAAAUUGAUGGCCGCGGGCGAUCGACUGAGAGAGCUCAUCGUACCCGACGCUCUUGCGCAAGCUGUGUCUGUGAGCGUGGGAGUGGGUAAGAAAACGAAGAAGAAGACGAGGGUCGAGGACAACACUAGGACAGAAGAAGCGAGGAAAGAGCUGGACGAGCUGGUGGCGGCGGUCUGCCCACUAUGCGAAGGCGCAGUCGUGGGUCUAGAUAAGCCUUUCAUCAAGCCGGAAGAAGCAGUGGGGGACUGGGAUAUCUAG